Paramecium octaurelia is the source of this 13674-nucleotide messenger RNA. The record is from the annotation of a GenBank genome assembly. NCBI's taxonomy places the organism in Eukaryota, Ciliophora, Oligohymenophorea, Peniculida, Parameciidae.
AUGUUCAAACUCAUUUGCAUAUUUGUUUUUGCAUUAGCUGGGUGUAACUGCAUAUGUAAUUUAAAUGAAUACGAUCCCGUUACCUGUGUUUUAUAAUUAACUGAUUCUAAUUGUAUUUGAUAAAUUUUAUUGAUAGGCUUGUAUGUUGAAUUUCUGAAUCAGUGCAUAGAAACAAGUAAUUAAAAUUUAGGAUGCUCUUAUAAUCUCAAUCGUAAUGCUUGUAUAAACUAAUUAACUAUUAGUGGACAUAUUGAGAGCAGAUGUAAAUAUUAAUUUAUAUUUAGGUAUAUUUUAGAAUAGAUGCAGAGAAGUUAAUAUAUUCCAUCUGAAAAACCUUGGUUGCAGUAAUUCAUAUUCAAAAUAUGCUUGCGUUAAUGUAAUUAAUAAAGAUUGCUUUUGGAAUGGUUAUUAAUGUGAAGAUUCUUAAAAGAUUAUAUUUUCAGAUUACUCUAAAGAAUAGUUGUCUCCAUACUCUGUUACUCCAUAACUAUGUGCUAAAUAUCAUAAAUCUCCUUGUAAAUAGCAUAAAUAAUAAAGGUAUGAACACAGGACCACAAGGAGAUUAUAAAUGUGUUACACUUAAUUAGAUAUAAUUUAAAGAAAUAAAAUGUUCAACUUUGGGUUUAAAUGAAAUAGGAUGUGUUUCAAUUUUGACAAAUAAUGAAAUGUGUAAUUUAAUAUAUCAUUUAAGGUCUCUUUGAAAAUGAUAAAUGUAAAACCAUAAAACCUUCUGAGAUAUUAGAAUGCUCUUAAAAAUUAAACAAAUUAGCUUGUUUAUCUAUUACAAAACCUCAUUUGUUAUGUUAAUGGUAACAAAAUGAAUGCCGUGUUUAUAAAUUUGAUCAACAAGUUUCAUGUCUCAACAUUGUUGAUGUUAACAUAAAUGUAUGUGCUAAUUAACAAGGUUUUUGUAUGUUUGACCAAUUAAAUUACAAAUGUACGGAAUUAAAUUAAAACUAAUUGGAAGAUUUAAAUUGCGAUACUCCUGGAAUAACAAAAUUUGCAUGUUUAUCCAUCUAAAAUUAAUAGUGUACUUUUUAUUAAGGAUUUUGUUAAACAUUAUCUGAAAAUGAUUUAAGUAAUUAUUAAUGUUAAAUGUAAUUAAAUUAAGCAGCUUGUAUUAAUAUUAAGACAAAAGAUUAAUUAUGUUUAUGGAAUGGAUAAGGUUGUUAAAAUGUAUAAAUUACUCAAGAUUAAGAUUGCGAUAGUUUUGACCAAUUUUUAGUUAAUGGGAAUGUUUGUUAAGCUAUCACUAAGCCACAUGCAAUGUGUAAAUAUAAUGAAAUAACUAAAAUUUGUGUUGAAAGUUCAACAAAUGAUUAUUGUUCUACUCCAUAUCUAAAUUUAUAUGGAUGUGUUAGUAUUUCAAGAGAGAAUUAGUUUUGUAAGUGGAUAGAUUCAAGUUGUUAAGAUAUUUUAAUAAUACCAUUUGAAACUGUUUGUAGUAGUUUGGAAUAUGCAAAUUAUCUAUCGUGUCAAUAAGUUUUUGAAAAUAAUUAAAUUGGUUGUUAUUUUGAUAAAAACAAAUCCUAAUGUGUAUCUUUAUUAAUAAGCACUGAUAAUGAAAAUAAUAUAAAUCUGCAGGAGAUACAAAAGGCUAAUUAAUUUUUAGCAACAGUGUCAUGUUUUGAUAAAACUUUAGGAUUGAAUAGAAUAAUAUGUGGGUCUAUAAUGACAGAAAAUGUAUUUUGCAGAUGGCAAUAAAAUAGCUGUAAAUUUUUGAAAAAAAAUGCCAUUACUAAUAUUCCUUGUACAGAUCUUAAGUAUGCUAAUCCAUAAACAUGUGCUCAAGUAAAAUACAACAAUGAAUUUUGCAGAUAUUUUAAAGAAGAAAUAGGAUGUACAAAUCAACUAAUAGGUGAAAUGAAUUGCAAUGAUCUAGGACUUAAUACGAUUAGUUGUAAGAAGGCUAAAGAGAAUUGUUACUUUGAGAAGGAUAGAUGCUAGAGUAUUGGAGAAAUUUCAACUUCAAUUACUCCAGAAGUUUAAAUAAUUUUAGAAAAACUACAGUGCCUUUCAAAUUUUCCAACAGAAAGAAUUUGCUUAGCAAUAUAAACACCAGGUUAAUUAUGUUAAUGGUCUAUUAUGUAUUAGUAGUGUAGAGAAAUUUAAGUACUUCCAAAUAAGAAAUGUGCAGACUUCUCAUCUUUUCAAGUUAAUGUUAAUGUUUGUGCAUCUAUUACAAUGGAAAAUCCAAAUAAUAUCAUUUUUGGUAUGGAGUAAUCAUUUGAGGAAUAGAAUCCUGGUUAUUGUGAAUAUGAUAUAACAGAAAAAAUUUGUAAGGUAAAAACCAAAGAUUGUACUUCUGAAUGUUGCACAGAAAAUGAAUUAAUAGGAAUAAAUGUACAUUCAUGCAGUAGAUUCUCAAGUAAAAAUCCAGGAGUUUACUGUUAUUUUCAAGACUUCAGAUGUAAGUAACUCACAAACUAAAUUGUGGAUAUCUCAAAUUCUAAUAAUGUAAAGAGCUAUUAUAAUGAAAAAAAAUUUACUUGUGCUUAAAUGAAUAAGAAUUCUUGUCAUAUGAUAGAUUGGUCAACUUCUUAAACAUGCUAUUAUAAUGGAUUUGCUUGUGUAAAUUUAAAUUUAAAAAAGAAUUUAGACUUGAUAGAAUUUACAAAACCUUCUUCAAUUCUUAAUAUCUAUGCCUGUCUAGCAAUUGAGGCAGUGAAUAGCAUCAACUUAAGUUAAAAAUACUUUGAGUAUAAUUAAGAAGGUAAAAACUGUAAGCUACUUUUAUAACCAUAUCCAUAAUAUUAAACUUGUGAAAGUGUAACUGGAAAUUCUAACAUUUGCUUAGGACUUACUAGUAAUCUUUAUUGUAAAUGGAACAAAGAAACGCUAACUUGUAUUACAAUAACAGUGGAUUAAUAAUAAGAAAUCCUCACUUGUAAUGAAUAUCAAAAUAUCAAAUCAUGCAUAGAAAAUUAAUAUUCAGCUUGCCAAUUCUCUCUUGCCUAAGAUAAAUGUAUUAACGCACCUUUAGAUCAAGAUUGCUCAUAUUUCAAUACUACAGGUAAAGUGAGUAGAAAAACUUGCUCAUUAAUAUCAAAAAAUGGUUAAAUUUGUGAAUUCUAAAAUAAUUAUUGUGUUGUAUCUACCAAAUCAAUUGAAGGAUGUAAUUUAGAUGGAAUUAAUAAAAGAGGUUGUUUUAAGAAUACUCAAGGAAAUUGCAGAUGGGAUGAUAUCUCAGGUUAAUGCUAUGAAAAUAAAACAGCUCUAUAAGAAUUGGAAUGUAAUAAUAAUCUAAAUUAAAUCUUAUGUAUGAAAGUUACGAAGCAACCUUGCAUGUGGAAUGAAGAUCAAUAUUAAUGUGUUUAUUUUAAUAUGAUGACUAAAGAUCAAUACGUAGGAUAGAAUCCUAAGAACUAAUAUAAUCAAUGGGCUUGUGCCCUAAUAGUUGGUGCUGGGUACACAUUUGAUGCAGAUAAUCAUAAAUGCAAAAUCCUAGACGAUACUUAAAAAUUUGGAUGUUCUGAUAUUUCUAUGAAUAACUAUGCAUGUUAAUUUUUAACAAAAGGUUCAAAUUGUUAUUUCGAUUAAAAUGAAAAACCUCCAAAAUGUAAAAUUUUCAAUAUGGAUCAAACAAUUUGCUCAUCUAAAUAUGCUAUAAAUAUUGAAGUCUGUAUGAAUAUACCAAAGUCAUGUAAAUUCUCUCUUCAGAAUUUAUCUUGCACAACAUUGUAAGUUAAAAUAGAUACAAGUUGUUUAGAUCUUUAGGAUUUAUAAAACAGAGGAGAAUAUGUUAAUAAACUAGGAUGCUCCUCUAUAUCAGAAUCUUUAGAAGGGAAUGAUGGAGAAUAUUAAUGCUAUUAAAAUAAAGAAUUUGUGCAAUAAUGCAAUUAUUAGAGAUUUUGUAUUUGGAAUAAUUAUACCUGUAAAGUGAGUAAAUAAUAAAUUCAUUUAUUUGAUACUAAACAUUACAUCAUCAGUUAAUAGUCAUAUUGGGUAUAUCAACAUAAUAAUUGCACCGAUGCUGCUGAAUGUAACUAAUAUGUAACAAAUUCAGAAUUUUAAAGUGAUGGCUUAACUUAUCCAGGCAAAAGUGAUUAAUUAAAAUGUGGAUUAGGAAGAUGUGAUUAUACAAAUGAACCGUGUUCUAUAAGUGACAAUUGUGGAUAGAUUUUUAUUGAAAAUCUUAAGAUUAAUGAUGAUGGCACUACAUAACCACCUAUCAUAUAGGACUAAACUUGUUAAUAAUAUUGUUAGUAAUAAUUAGAAAUUUAGCCUUGUAAGGAUACAGACCCCCCACCUCAAGAAGUUUUAAACCCAGAAAUAUUAUAAAAAUAAAAAUGCUUUGGAAAUUGUAAUUAGACAAAAGAAGCUUGCUAAAUGUUUAGCGAUUGUCCAAAAGCUUAAUAAACCUAAGUAAAUAAAGUAUUAAUUGAGAACACUUUUAUCAAUAUAACCACUACUAUAGAAAUAACUUAACUUUGUGCUUCAUAUAAAUGUUCAGAUAGCCAUAAAGCAUGUAAUAAGACAGCUGAUUGUUUUCCUUUUGUCGCCUAAUCUUGGGAACUCUAGGAUGCAAUAUGUAAAAAAUACAAUAUAUAUACUAAAUCUGAAAUUUGUAAAGGGUUUUAUUAUCUAUAGUUAAAAUGCCGAAAUAUUUUUUCUAAAGCUCUUUGUCUUGAAAUGACAAAUUAAAACUGUUACUUUGAUAUAAAUUAAGGUGGUUGUAUUUAGCUUGAAGGGAAUGAACAUAAAGUUCCAAAUUGUGAUAGCGUAAAAAAUACUCGCAAACCAACUAAUUAGUGCGAUAACUUCAAUAAUAUUUGUAGAUUUAGUGGGUAAUAAUAAAAUGAAUAUUAAAAUACAUGUCAAGCAGUAUCUUCAUAAUUAGUGUAUUGUAAAGAUAGUAGCGAAUAAAAUGUUGCAGAUAAUUUAUGUCCUGCUAAUACACAUCGUUAUAAAAGUUGUGUUAAAGAUUUAAAUUUUCAAAGCUCGGUAUCUUGUAUAAGGGUUUUAAAUCCAUCAAUAUUUAAUUGCGCUGCAGUAGCUGAUUAUUGUCGAUAUUCAAAUGGGGUUUGUGUUUCUGAUUAGAAUAUCUAUCCAUGUUUAUGCGAUAGAAGCUAUAGUAAAUCUUGGUGUGAAUAUUGCAAAUGCGACUUUGAUUUACUUGGGUACUGUUAACCAGAGAGAAAACCUAUUCAAAAAUUACCUGAUAAUUCUAAUCAAUAUUAUUUAUGUUAUGAGGUGAAUUUGUUACCAAUUGAAACUGAGAGUAAAAAAAAAGUUUGUGGAAUGGUCGAAUAAGCUUGUCGAUAUACUUUUACAUGCGAAGAUGCAACUCAUUAUAGUUGUGAUUAUCUUCUAAAUUUGGUUGUAUCUAAAAGAGCUUGUAUCAGGUGUAAUUCUUUGAGUGUUUAUUAUGAUGAGCAAAAAUUAUUUUGUAAAAUUUUGGAAGAUAAGAUAAAAUCAUGCAAUCUAUUAAACAAGCAGGCAUGUUUAUAAAUGACAAAAGAGAUAAAGUGUAAAUGGGAAGAUUAGGAAUGUAAAUAAAUAGAUAGAAUAACAGGAUCUGAUAGUAGAGAUUGUUCAAUAUAUAAUUAAGAUGCAUGUAUACAAUUUUAGUAAGAUUGUUGGUUUGAUUUGAAUAUUGGAUAUUGUACAUAAUUUGAUCCCACUUAAGGUUAUUGUAAUUUAUUAUUGAAUGAAGAUCUUUGUUUAUUUUCAUUAAAGGAAUCUUGUUUAUGGGAUUCAAUUAAUUAAAAAUGUAUUAAAAAUGAUAAAGAAAUAACUUAAUGUUCAGAUCUAAAUAAAUUUGGAUGUUUAAAUUAAUCAAUUAUCUCAUGUGUAUGGUCAGAUCUUUAUGAAUGUUAAUAGGCUAUAUUAAAUGAUAAAGUAAUAUCAUGUAAUUAAGCAAUAUCAAAUAUUUAAUAAUCAUAUAUUACUCAUUUUAGUUAAAAGAUUUGUUCUUAAUUAAAGAUUUAAUCAAAUUGUUUCUUAGAUAAUUAUUAUUAAUGUCGAGAAACUAUUAUUACUGAUUUAAUUAAAUGCGAUACCUAAGGAUUAAAUAAAUUUGGUUGUAUUAAUAGAUCAAUAGGGUAAUGUUAAUUUAUAGAUGAACAAGUUUAAUGUGUAGAAAAUAAAAAUGAUUAAGUUGGAUGUCUUGAUUCAUUAAAUAAAUGGGCUUGCAUUUCUUAAAAAUAAACAUGUAAAUUUGAUAAUAACAUUUGUUCUCUUCAUUAAGUAAAUACAAUUAAUGAUAUCAUUAAUUCUACUUUAAAAUUUGCUUAUUCUAAUAGUGUUUGUUAUUCUUUAGAUUAAAAAAUAACAGAUUGUUUAAUAUACAGCGAAAUAUAAAAUAGAUGUAUUAAUGUAUCGAAUAGAUAACCUUUUAUUGAUAAUUGUUAUAAAUUUACAACUAAUAAGUAUGCUUGUUUAUAAAAGACAUUACAAACAUGUGAAUAUAAUUAAAAUGAAAAUAGAUGCAUUCAAACAUCUUAAUAAACUUUAAAGACAAUAAAUAAUUGUUUUCCUGAAAAAGAUUUAAAUUGGGUUUCUUGUAUAUCUUUACCUUCUAAUUGUAAAUUCAAUGGAAUAAAAUGUUAAUCUAUUGAUUUAAAUAUUGAUACUUGUGAAUCUUUAUCUAAAUCAAAAUUUAUUGUUAAAGCAUCAGUUUGUGCAACUACAAAUGAUCGAAAUUGUAAAUUAAAUAUUACUUCAAAUACUUGUGAAAUUGUAUUAGAAACAGAUAAUUUCUAAUGUUCAACUCCAGGUUUAAAUAGAAGGACUUGUUUAUUCUAAACAAAAGGCUAUCUUUGUAGAUUUUAAGAUAAUUAAUGUAUUUUUGAUUUUGGAUAAGCUUAAUGUGAAGAUAUGAUUAAUGAAGAUAAAUGUUAUUCAAUCAAAACUAAAGGCUAAUACUGUGCAUUUAACUCAACAAAAGGUUGCUAUUCUAUUGAUAAUACUUAAGGAGAAUUACUUAAAUGUACUCAUUCAUUUAAAACUAAUCCUAUUACCUGCUCAAAAAGUACAGAUAUCCCAUGUUUCUACGAUAAAUAAAACAAUUCAUGCACACCUUUUCUUGAUAAUAAAGAAUAAUAUCAGUCUCUUAACUUAAACUGGAAUAACAAAAUAUCAUUUAAUUCAUUAAUGUGUUAAAGAUAUUCAUAAGAUAAUAUUAAAGUAUUUUGGAAAGCCUAAGUUAAUGAAGAGGAAUGCUUUGAAGUAUAAGAUGCUGAACUGAAAAAUUUAAAGUGUAGCAAUUAACUAAAUGAAAACGGCUGCAUUAACAUUUAAACACCAUAUGAAUAUUGCUAAUACGAAAACUUUAUCUGCAAUUCAAUCAAUAUUGAUAAUCCUAAAUUAAAUAGAAAUUGCACUUACUAUUAAAAGAUUAAUAGUGGUGCUCUAUGCUAAAUAACAACUGAUAAUCCUUGUGAAUAUGAUUGGAGAAAUAAAAGAUGUUAAGUUCUUAUAGAACCCUUUGAAGUAGAUUGCGAUAAUUCAACUUCAAACAAGUGGUACNUUUGUUCUUAAUUAAAGAUUUAAUCAAGUUGUUUCUUAGAUAAUUAUUAUUAAUGUCGAGAAACUAUUAUUACUGAUGUAAUUAAAUGUGAUACCUAAGGAUUAAAUAAAUUUGGUUGUAUUAAUAGAUCAAUAGGGUAAUGUUAAUUUAUAGAUGAACAAGUUUAAUGUAUAGAAAAUAAAAAUGAUUAAGUUGGAUGUCUUGAUUCAUUAAAUAAAUGGGCUUGCAUUUCUUAAAAAUAAACAUGUAAAUUUGAUAAUAACAUUUGUUCUCUUCAUUAAGUAAAUACAAUUAAUGAUAUCAUUAAUUCUACUUUAAAAUUUGCUUAUUCUAAUAGUGUUUGUUAUUCUUUAGAUUAAAAAAUAACAGAUUGUUUAAUAUACAGCGAAAUAUAAAAUAGAUGUAUUAAUGUAUCGAAUAGAUAACCUUUUAUUGAUAAUUGUUAUAAAUUUACAACUAAUAAGUAUGCUUGUUUAUAAAAGACAUUACAAACAUGUGAAUAUAAUUAAAAUGAAAAUAGAUGCAUUCAAACAUCUUAAUAAACUUUAAAGACAAUAAAUAAUUGUUUUCCUGAAAAAGAUUUAAAUUGGGUUUCUUGUAUAUCUUUACCUUCUAAUUGUAAAUUCAAUGGAAUAAAAUGUUAAUCUAUUGAUUUAAAUAUUGAUACUUGUGAAUCUUUAUCUAAAUCAAAAUUUAUUGUUAAAGCAUCAGUUUGUGCAACUACAAAUGAUCGAAAUUGUAAAUUAAAUAUUACUUCAAAUACUUGUGAAAUUGUAUUAGAAACAGAUAAUUUCUAAUGUUCAACUCCAGGUUUAAAUAGAAGGACUUGUUUAUUCUAAACAAAAGGCUAUCUUUGUAGAUUUUAAGAUAAUUAAUGUAUUUUUGAUUUUGGAUAAGCUUAAUGUGAAGAUAUGAUUAAUGAAGAUAAAUGUUAUUCAAUCAAAACUAAAGGCUAAUACUGUGCAUUUAACUCAACAAAAGGUUGCUAUUCUAUUGAUAAUACUUAAGGAGAAUUACUUAAAUGUACUCAUUCAUUUAAAACUAAUCCUAUUACCUGCUCAAAAAGUACAGAUGUACCAUGCUUUUAUAAUAUUUAGACAAAACAUUGUAUUAAGUUUAUAAAUCCUAAAGAUAACAAUGAAAUCAUUAAUUAGGAUUAUUUUGUGCAGAACCUAAACUCAUUUAAUUCUCUCGCAUGCAUUAUAAAUAAUAUGGCUCGAUUAGAUUAAAUACCUAGUUCAGGCAAAUUACAAACUAAAUGGAUAGGUGAAUGUAUAGAAACAUUGAACUCUGAAGUAAUAACAUUGAAAUGCAAUGAUAAAUUAAAUGAAAUUGCAUGUAUAUCUAUAUAGACACCUUUUUANUUUGUUCUUAAUUAAAGAUUUAAUCAAGUUGUUUCUUAGAUAAUUAUUAUUAAUGUCGAGAAACUAUUAUUACUGAUGUAAUUAAAUGUGAUACCUAAGGAUUAAAUAAAUUUGGUUGUAUUAAUAGAUCAAUAGGGUAAUGUUAAUUUAUAGAUGAACAAGUUUAAUGUAUAGAAAAUAAAAAUGAUUAAGUUGGAUGUCUUGAUUCAUUAAAUAAAUGGGCUUGCAUUUCUUAAAAAUAAACAUGUAAAUUUGAUAAUAACAUUUGUUCUCUUCAUUAAGUAAAUACAAUUAAUGAUAUCAUUAAUUCUACUUUAAAAUUUGCUUAUUCUAAUAGUGUUUGUUAUUCUUUAGAUUAAAAAAUAACAGAUUGUUUAAUAUACAGCGAAAUAUAAAAUAGAUGUAUUAAUGUAUCGAAUAGAUAACCUUUUAUUGAUAAUUGUUAUAAAUUUACAACUAAUAAGUAUGCUUGUUUAUAAAAGACAUUACAAACAUGUGAAUAUAAUUAAAAUGAAAAUAGAUGCAUUCAAACAUCUUAAUAAACUUUAAAGACAAUAAAUAAUUGUUUUCCUGAAAAAGAUUUAAAUUGGGUUUCUUGUAUAUCUUUACCUUCUAAUUGUAAAUUCAAUGGAAUAAAAUGUUAAUCUAUUGAUUUAAAUAUUGAUACUUGUGAAUCUUUAUCUAAAUCAAAAUUUAUUGUUAAAGCAUCAGUUUGUGCAACUACAAAUGAUCGAAAUUGUAAAUUAAAUAUUACUUCAAAUACUUGUGAAAUUGUAUUAGAAACAGAUAAUUUUUAAUGUUCUACUCCAGGUUUAAAUAGAAGGACUUGUUUGUUCUAAACAAAAGGCUAUCUUUGUAGAUUUUAAGAUAAUUAAUGUAUUUUUGAUUUUGGAUAAGCUUAAUGUGAAGAUAUGAUUAAUGAAGAUAAAUGCUAUUCAAUCAAAACUAAAGGCUAAUACUGCACAUUUAACUCGACAAAAGGUUGCUAUUCUAUUGAUAAUACUUAAGGAGAAUUACUUAAAUGUAUUCAUUCGUUUAAAACUAAUCCUAUUACCUGCUCAAAAAGCACAGACAUUCCAUGCUUCUACGAUAAAUAUAACAAUUUAUGCACACCUUUUUUCGAUAAUAAAGAAUAAUAUCAGUCUCUUAACUUAAACUGGAAUAACAAAAUAUCAUUUAAUUUAUUAAUGUGUUAAAGAUAUUCUUAAGGGGCUCUUAAGGUAUAUUGGAAAAUCUAAGAUGAUUAAGAAGAAUGUUUUGAAGUCUAAGAUGCUGAACUGAGAAUUUUGAAGUGUAGUAAUUAACUAAAUGAAAACGGAUGCAUUAAUAUUCAAACACCAUUUUAAUUGUGCUAAUAUGAAAAUUUUAUCUGCAAAUCAAUUAAUCUUGAUAUUCCUAACUUAAAUAAAAAUUGUUCUUAUUAUCAAAAAAUUAAUAAUAGUGCUGUCUGUUAAAUAGCUACCGAUAAUCCUUGUGAAUAUGAUAUAAAGAAUAAAAGAUGCUAAGAACUUACAUAGGCCUCUGAAGUGGAUUGCGAUAAUAAUCAAACUUAAAUUAAGGGGUACAAUUAGUUAGCAUGCAACAAGAAUAACAAUUGCAUAUUUUAUGAUGGCACUUGCUAUAACAAAAUUGGAGAAUCAAUAGCAUUUUGUUAAGAUGUAGAAUCUAGUUAAAUUUAACUUUGUAAAUAAAUUAUUACUUAAGGUUGUACUGUAAAUAAAGAGAGGUGCAUAUUAUUAUUACCAAACAAUUAUUGGUCUAUACAGUGUAAUGAAGCAGUUAAUAUAAAAGGAUGUAUUUAAAUUUAAACUCCAGGAUAAACUUGUUAUUUUGAUUAAUAUUUAGAGAAAUGCAAGUUCUAAAAUUUAUAUAUUGAUUUUAAAUCAAAAUGUUUAGAGCUGAACAACAUAAAUUCUUUUAAAUUUUGUGAAUAAGCUCCAGAUUAACCAUGCAAAUAUAAUUUAAUGAUGAAUAAAUGUGAGAUUGCAGCUGGAAAUAAUUAUGAUUGUAUUCGUGGAUUGAAUAAAAUGGCAUGUUAUAAUUUGACUGAUAAAUAAUAAUAAUGUAAAUAUCUAAAUUAUUGUUAUGGACCAAAUGAUAAAAUACUGGAAUGCAAUCCUAAUAAUUAUUAUGAUUGCUGUCGUGAAGCAUUAACUAAAGAGUCAUGCUUAUUUCAAAAAAGAUUUAAAUGUUAAUGGCAGGAUGGAUGUUAUGCCUAUCAUUAAAUAAGUUAAAAUAAAUGCAACUCAAUAAAAGAUGCUUCAAUAACUGUUUGCACAUCUAUAUAAGACCCAUUUUGUAUAUUUGACUCUGAGAAUUUCAAUUGUAAGUAAAUUACUCCUGAAAGUUGUGAUGAAAUAUAAACUUCCUAACAAUGCAAUACAAUAAUAGACUUUCCUUGUCUAUGGGAUGAACUUAAUGAAACUUGCACUUAUAAAGAGAAAGAUAUUUUUGAUUAGUGCAAUAACAUUAGUGAUAAUAAUGGUAAUCUGAAAGCUUGUACUAUGAUUGAAAGAAGUGGUUAAAAAUGUAUAUUUUAAAAUAAUUAAUGUCAGACAUUUAUCUAAAAAGAAGGGAUUAAUAACUGCAUUAAUAAUAUUAAUAAAGAAUCUUGUUUAUAAUAAAAUGUUAGUCAGUGUGAAUGGGUUAUAAAAGAAGUGAAAGUAAAGAAAAGAAAGGAUAUUACAAAAUUGGAAACUAUAAAAAUAGGAGAAUGCUAAUAAUUUACUGAUUUUGAUAAAAGAGAAUGUAAUUUACUGUUAAGUUAUCAAUCAUGUAUAUCAAUUAAGAAGUUAGGGUAAUUUUGCAGAUGGAAAAAUAAUAAAUGCCAAAAUUUUUAUUUAUCUGAUUAUUUGACUUCUAAGAAUAAGCUACCUGAAUUAGCUUAAAUGGUUAAUCCAAAUGUCUGUGGAUUAUAUUAAGAUCAAAGAUUAAUUAUAUAUUCUUAAGAACUCGCUUCAUGUAUUGAAGUAAAAGAUUCAACCAAAUUAUCUUGUAAAUAAUCAAAAUAUGGUUUAAAUUCAAUAUCUUGUUUUAAAAUAUAAUCUGAAUUAUGUAAAUGGAAUCAUAUCGAUAAAACAUGUGAAUAAGUAACUAUAAAAAAUACAAAUCUUACAAUUUCUUGUGAUUUGCCUGGCCUCAAUUCAAAAGCAUGUACAUUAAUUGAAAUAAAUGAUAGUUGUGGUUUUAUUGGCAAUGGAUGUGGUAAAAUAAAUUUAAAUGUUAAUUGCAAACAUUAAGGAUUAAACAAAUUUGCUUGUUUGAAUAUUUUGAACUAUCCUUGUGCUUGGAUUAAGAAUGAUGAGGAUGAAAAUUAUCAUUGUGAUGACUAUUAACCAUAUGACACUUGCAACAGCAUUAAUCUGUAAGUUAACUCUAUGGUAUGUUCAUCUGUUUAAAUUGAUGCUUGCUAUUAUAAUAAAUAAACUCAAAGUUGUGAAUCUCCGAAAGAAAAUUUGGAUCAUUGUGAUAUUGAGGGUUUAAAUUACAUUGCAUGUUCUGAAGUAAAAGGAUGUUAUUAUGAAAAUCAUAAAUGCUAAACUCUUAAAGAAUAAACUUAUAAUUGCCUUAAAUAUCCUAACGCUCAUUAAGAAAUUUGUAAAAACGCUUAUGAUAUAUGUAAAUAUAGUCCUUUGAAUUAUGGUUGUACCCCAUCUUAAUCCAAUGAAAUAUGCAAAAGAGAAGGUUUAAGUUAAUCAGGUUGCGUCAAAUCAUAAAACUAGUGUUUUUGGAAUAGAAACAAUUGUGAAUGCUUAAGCAUUUAAAAUGUUUUCCCAUUAUGUGAUUAAAUAGUUAACUCGCAAAAAUGUAAGAAAUUUAAUUAUUGCUUUUAUGAUUAUUAGAAAACAAAUAACAAUGAAGUUAAUUAAUAAAUUGAAAACUAAAAUUUAGGGAUUUGUAGACAAAAACUUUGCUCAGAACGUACAAGAGGGGAAUGUUAAAAGUCUUAAAUAUUAGAUGAUUAUUGCUAUUUAAACAGUCAACAUUAGUGUUAAUAAGCAAAUUCAUGCGAAGAAGUCAAAAAUGCACUAUAAAUGUGCUCCAAUUUAGUAAUUAAUGGUAUUCCUUGCACAGAACAUUCAGAUAAUAUUACUUGUAAGAAAUUAGAGUGUUCAGCACUGGAUUAUAAAUAGUGCAAAUAAUUUUCUCUUUAUUGCUAUUUUAAUGACUUUUGUAAACCCAAAUUAUGUUAAGAAUUGGAAUCUGAAGAAUCAUGCAGAUUUCAUAAUUGCUAAUGGAACUACUAUAAUAAUUAAUGCAGUAAUAAUUAACCAUGUGAGAGUUAUUUUACUUAGUAUUUAUGCAAUUAAAAUUCUUUUAAUAAUGUUAAAUGUGCCUGGAAAAUAAAUAAUGAAGAGAGAUUUUGCACUGCUAAAGGUUGUAGAGAGUUAGCUAAGUUAUAAGAAUGUAGAAAUACAUUUAUACAAAAAAAUAUUUGUGUUAAACUUCAAGAUGAUACAUGUUUAUAAUGUGAGGAAAUUAAAGAUUCAUGUUUAUGCAUCGAUCAAGAGUAUUGCAGUUUCAAUUAUAUUUUGGGCUAAUGCUAGUCUAUAAAUUGUAUUAAUUUAACUAAUGAAAGCAAAUGUUAAUAAUUUCAUUUUUGUUAAUUCAAUUCUUAAAAUAAGGUAAUGGUAAUAUCUAAAUUAGACUUGCCACUUUAAUUGCGCCAACUAUAAUAAUAUCUUUGAUUGUACAGAUGACUCUUCAUACUGUUAGUGGAAUGAUGAAUAAAAUAGUUGUACAUAAAUAUAAGUAGUUAUCAAACCGGAUUCACCAGUUAUUAAUUUCGAUCGGAAACUUUAUACUUGUUUUAGUAUCCUUGUUUGGCUACUCUUCUGA